AUGAUUCUUUUUGCAUGUCUCACAUCAAAUAGUAAUGGGAAAAGGCAAAGUGAAGCUCUUUACCGUUUAAACAAAAACAAGUUGAAAGCUAAUACAGAAAUAGACACAAGACCUUUCAUCCCUAUUUUCGAUUUCCCGCAAGAACGAAUUCUAUCACAGGAAGGGUUGAAAGAGGAGGACCUAAUAACAUAUUUGCCCGGGCAACCGCCAGUUAACUUCAGCCACUAUAGUGGAUAUGUCUCUGUGGACAUUGUUGCCGAACGAGCUCUCUUUUAUUACUUUGUUGAGGCUGAUCCAGAAAAAUCGAGCAAUUUGCCGCUUGUUCUCUGGCUUAAUGGAGGACCUGGUUGUUCUUCUCUUGGUUACGGAGCAAUGGAGGAACUGGGUCCAUUUCGGGUUUGUAGUGACGGGAAAACGCUCUAUGAAAACGAAUAUGCAUGGAAUCGUGUUGCAAAUGUGUUAUUUUUGGAGACACCUGCUGGCGUUGGGUUCUCAUACUCAAAAACCAAAAGCGAUGUAAUGAAAAGUGGCGACAAUGAAACGGCUAUUGACAAUUAUGUGUUUUUGUUGAACUGGUUGGAGAAAUUUCCAGAAUACAAGUACAGAGACUUGUACUUAGCUGGGGAAAGCUAUGCUGGGCACUAUGUGCCCCAGUUGGCUCUCAACAUUCUCCAGCACAACAUAAAUGGUCCAAAUAUUAUCCGAUUGAAAGGGAUAUUUAUUGGGAAUGCUUGGAUCAACGACGAGACCGACAACAAAGGGAUGUAUGAAAAUCUUGAAACCCAUGCUUUGAUUUCUAAUGAGACAUUGAACCAAUUGUUGGAGUAUUGUAAUUUUUCUGAGAAGGCUAAAGUUUCAAAUCAAUGCAAUAAAGCUUAUGGUGAAGUUGGUAAAGACAUAGGCGUUAUUGAUAUUUAUAAUAUCUAUGCUCCAUUGUGCUUGAAUUCCAACCUCACCAAAACUCCCCAGAGUGCUUCCGUACUUAAUUUUGACCCCUGCAGUGACAAUUAUGUACAGGCAUACCUCAAUAGACCUGAGGUUCAAAAGGCACUUCACGCGAAUGUCACCAACAGCAUACCCUAUGAUUGGUCAUUUUGCAGGUGUGGUUAA
Striga hermonthica is the source of this 1110-nucleotide messenger RNA. The record is from the annotation of a GenBank genome assembly. Lineage: Eukaryota; Viridiplantae; Streptophyta; Magnoliopsida; Lamiales; Orobanchaceae.